AUGAAGUCCCUCCAGACGGAGGCUGAUACAGCACAAGCCGAAGUGGAAAAGCUCACGGCAAAAAUCCAAGAACUUGAGCAGGAUAACCAAAGCAAGGAUGAAGAAAUUGCUACGCUCUCGACCCGUCAUCAAAUGCUUGAGGAGCAGGUCGAAGAGACUGAGAUCCUAGUUCGCGAGGUAAAAAGAUUAUCCAACGAGGAUGAUAUUCAGGCCGGUCAUUAUGAGCGUCGUGCCCAGGCACUUCAGGCCGAUUGCGACCAGUGGGAGGCCAAGUAUAAUGACAUGGCAGCAAAACAUGCCGAGCUUCAGAAGAACCUCGAUAGCUUGCUUGGCGAGAUGGGAGAAGUAUAA
Aspergillus oryzae RIB40 is the source of this 351-nucleotide messenger RNA. RefSeq lists its product as uncharacterized. The transcript has 2 exons. The coding region runs from base 1 to 351 and encodes 116 amino acids. The record is from RefSeq and is a predicted model, not a curated record. NCBI's taxonomy places the organism in Eukaryota, Fungi, Ascomycota, Eurotiomycetes, Eurotiales, Aspergillaceae.